Messenger RNA from Coffea eugenioides, 951 nucleotides. RefSeq lists its product as uncharacterized. The record is from RefSeq and is a predicted model, not a curated record. Gene Ontology annotation, biological process: DNA integration. Lineage: Eukaryota; Viridiplantae; Streptophyta; Magnoliopsida; Gentianales; Rubiaceae. Gene Ontology annotation, molecular function: nucleic acid binding. The transcript is spliced from 4 exons. The coding region runs from base 1 to 951 and encodes 316 amino acids.
AUGGUGCUGGCACCGGUGUUAGAGUUGAAACCCCUACCGAAACAUUUGAAAUAUGCGUAUUUAGGCGACAACGAAACAUUCUCGGUGAUUAUCUCAGCUGCACUCUUAGAAACCCAGGAGGAUGGAUUUUCAGGAUAUUUGAAAAUAGCAAUUGCACCAGAUGAUCAAGAGAAGACGACCUUCACGUGCCCGUUCGGAACCUUUGCAUAUAGACGGAUGCCCUUCGGAUUGUGCAAUGCACCUGCAACUUUCCAGAGGUGUAUGGUAAGCAUCUUUUCAGAAUAUAUAGAGAAAAUUAUUAAAAUUUUCAUGGACGAUUUCAGUGUGUAUGGUGAUAGAUUCGAUACUUGUCUAGAUAACUUGAAAUUGAUCCUGAUGAGAUUUAUUGUAUUUUCUGAUCAUGCAGCGUUAAGAUACCUAAUGACCAAGAAAGAGGCAAAGCCGAGGUUAGCCUGUGGAGGUCAUUUUGGACCAAAACGAACUGCACAUAAGGUAUUGGAGAGUGGAUUUUAUUGGCCUUCACUGUUUAAAGAUGCGUAUGUAUUUUGUAAAUCCUAUGAUCGAUGUCAAAUGGUAGGAAAUAUAGCCCGUAGAGAUUAUAUGCCCCAAGUCCCGUUGAUUUUUGUAGAAAUUUUUGAUGUUUGGGGUAUAGAUUUUAUGGGGUCUUUUCCUACCUCAUUUGGUUUUUUAUAUAUUUUGUUGGCAGUCGAUUAUGUGUCUAAAUGGGUGGAGGCUAAGGCCAUUCGGACUAAUGGUUCAAAAGUGGUUGCAGAUUUUAUCAGGUCUAAUAUUUUUGUGCAUUUUUGGAUGCCGAGAGUCAUUGUUAGUGACAGAGGGACGCACUUCUGUAACAAAACCAUAGCCGCGCUGUUUCACAAGUACGGUGUACUCCACAGUGUCUUAACGUCAUACCACCCGCAGACCAAUAGUCAAGCAGAAGUAUCGAAUUGA